This is a messenger RNA of Camelus dromedarius (Arabian camel), 2395 nucleotides long. RefSeq names its product homeobox C13 (gene HOXC13). Gene Ontology annotation, biological process: regulation of transcription by RNA polymerase II. Gene Ontology annotation, molecular function: DNA-binding transcription factor activity, RNA polymerase II-specific; RNA polymerase II cis-regulatory region sequence-specific DNA binding. The record is from RefSeq and is a predicted model, not a curated record. The coding region runs from base 40 to 1032 and encodes 330 amino acids. NCBI's taxonomy places the organism in Eukaryota, Metazoa, Chordata, Mammalia, Artiodactyla, Camelidae. The transcript is spliced from 2 exons.
GGCAAGUGGAGUUUUUAAAAAGCUCGAGCAGAUCAUGUCAUGACGACUUCGCUGCUCCUGCAUCCGCGCUGGCCGGAGAGCCUUAUGUACGUCUAUGAGGACAGCGCGGCCGAGAGCGGCAGCGGCGGCGGCGGCGGCGGUGGAGGCGGCGGUGCGGGAGGACCGGGGGGCGGCUGCAGCGGAGCGAGCCCCGGCAAAGCCCCGAGCAUGGACGGGCUGGGCAGCAGCUGCCCGGCCAGUCACUGCCGAGAUCUGCUUCCGCACCCCGUGCUGGGCCGCCCGCCGGCCCCCCUGGGCGCCCCUCAAGGUGCCGUCUACACGGACAUCCCGGCCCCGGAGGCGGCCCGCCAGUGCGCCCCGCCGCCGGCGCCCCCCACCUCGUCCAGCGCCACCCUGGGCUACGGCUACCCGUUCGGUGGCAGCUACUACGGCUGCCGCCUGUCGCACAACGUGAACCUGCAGCAAAAGCCUUGCGCCUACCACCCAGGCGAUAAGUACCCGGAGCCGUCGGGCUCCCUGCCCGGUGACGACCUGUCCUCCAGAGCCAAGGAGUUCGCCUUCUAUCCCAGCUUCGCCAGCUCCUACCAGGCGAUGCCCAGCUACCUGGACGUGUCGGUAGUGCCUGGGAUCAGCGGGCAUCCGGAGCCGCGUCACGACGCGCUCAUCCCCGUCGAAGGCUACCAGCACUGGGCUCUCUCCAACGGCUGGGACAGUCAGGUGUACUGCUCCAAGGAGCAGUCGCAGUCCGCCCAUCUCUGGAAGUCUCCCUUUCCAGACGUGGUUCCCUUACAGCCUGAGGUGAGCAGCUACCGGCGCGGGCGCAAGAAACGUGUGCCCUACACCAAGGUGCAGCUGAAGGAGCUUGAGAAGGAGUACGCGGCCAGCAAGUUCAUCACCAAAGAGAAGCGCCGGCGCAUCUCAGCCACCACAAACCUCUCGGAGCGCCAGGUCACCAUCUGGUUCCAGAACCGGCGGGUCAAAGAGAAGAAGGUGGUCAGCAAAUCGAAAGCGCCUCAUCUGCACUCUACCUGACCACCCACCCGGCCACCCGCCCCAUGUAUUUAUGUCGCUGAUUUGUAUCAUAUCUGAACCCACCGAAGGUCGCUUCUCGGGUGCAGACAAAUAUUUAAAGUUAACCAGAAAGAGGAAAGGCACCGCCGAGGCCGAGGCCGGAGGCAGAGAAUAUCAGAGGGUGCGCUCUGCCGCCCUCUACUCCCCACCCCAUCCUCAGCCUCCACCCCUAUGCAGUUGGGACCUACCGGGCCUUUGCUUUGGAGGUGGGUCUAGGUGGGCUGUGGGAGGAAGGCAGCCAGCCUCCACCCACUCUGGCUGUCACUCCUCGCCUGGCCAGAAAGCUGAGUGGCAGUGAAGAGCCAGAUCAUUCCAGCCAAAGCAGAGCUGGGGAACCCCAAAUGACCCCAUUCUUGCCACAUCCUUUGCCCAGGCAGGUAGACGACCCUCCUGAGUGUGUGAUGCGGGUGCAGGACCUGGUGAGCUCCUACCUUCCUCCCAGUCCGUCCUCCUGCUCCCUGUCCCUCCGGCAGGCACUCCUUAGUUAGGCAAGAUUUCCCAGUUAAGAUUUUCUGCAUAUUUUAAAAGUUACAUUAAUAUUAAUGGUAAGUAUUAGGGAUCUGGCAUUGUGAUUGGAAUACAGACAGCACUUAGGUUUUCUUUCUUUCCUAUCUGUUUCAACAAAAGCUGGAAUUGGCCAAGGAGCCACCUACCCCCUCCCCAACCAAGAAACUGAGUUUCUCUGGAGGCUCCUUUGCCCCCUCGGCGGCCUCAUCUGUUCUGUUUGGCCUCUUUUCUGCUUCUCAGUCAACAUGCAGACAUCCAGGGAAGACAGAAACUCCCUCCACGCUGCUAAAUAUGUCUUCUCUCUUUCUCUUUCUCUCUCUCUGUGGUCAGGCUGAGGAUCAGGCCAGGCACAGAAGCAGAACUUUUUGCUAAGGAAAGAAAAAACUGCUCUUCUAAGGGGAUGGAGAGUAGGUCCCCCAGCAGAGUCCCUCUCCAGUUACUUCUUCAUGCCCACCGAAGCACUAGCUGAGAAAGCCUCACACUUUCACUUUUAUUCAUUGUCCGGAGGAAAGCGGUUUUAGUCCAGGAGGCCAAAAUAACUGGCUCCCAAUUAGCCAGCUAAUGUAGAUGCUGCAUAACAUUUCCCUCCUCAAAGGCCAACUUGGUGCUGGGGGGUCGGGGGCUCACUUCUCCUUUCCCACUGGCACAUUACAAAACAGUGUUCUUUUGAAAUGUUCAUCAAAAAUAGGCUUUUAAAAAAAAUGUCGUGUAUCUGUAUAUAGUAUUGUGAUGUCUGAAUGACAAUGUACUGAAUGCAAAAAGGAAAAAAAACCCACAAACCUGUUUUUAAAAUAAAAUCUUUUUUUUUUUUUGCCUU